Molecule: messenger RNA, 5107 nt
Organism: Myxocyprinus asiaticus (Chinese sucker)
Lineage: Eukaryota; Metazoa; Chordata; Actinopteri; Cypriniformes; Catostomidae
Product: KAT8 regulatory NSL complex subunit 1-like
Exons: 13
Coding region: 666-3911 (1081 amino acids)
Cellular component (GO): NSL complex
Molecular function (GO): histone acetyltransferase binding
Source: RefSeq, a predicted model, not a curated record
AACUUGUAUGCAUCAUUGCUUGCUUUGAUUAACAGCGCCCUCUAGCGGCUCCUCUCUGCAGUGCUGCGUUCACUCUAGCGGCGGGCGCGAGAAUGUCUCCCGCCUACAGGCUUCUCUCGCUACACGCGCUGCAUCUGUAUUUGUCAGGCUCAAAUCCAAGGGAGACGAACGAGGCGCCAUCUUUCGUGCGUUUCUCCCUCCAACGAUGAGAAAAUGAUCUCGAAAUCGGUGGUCUGUGACACCUCCAAUCUGUAAAUAAAGGCGUAAAUGAACAGAAGUCGUAUUUGAGCAAAAAUCGAUUCAUAAUAUACAGCAAAAAUGUAUAUUUGCUUUCCAUAAUCCAGCGAGGCGGACAGCAGCAGCAGCAGCAAGGUGUUUUCUAGUAUCGCCCAUUUCGUGAUUCCGGAGCCGAUAACGAAAAGGGUUCCUGAAACCGGGGUGUUUUUUCACGAAGCGGACGCGGAUGUGGCCAAGGCGGCAGGCAUGCUUGACCAGACGUUUGAUUGUGUUUUGGUGACAUUUUUGUGCUAUUCAAGCCAAAGGUCGGUGGAAUAGUUGCCGAAAUUCCCUCGGAUCGCGCGCCCGUCACGUGCAGCCAGGCUGCAUAGGUGGGCUGGAGUGAAGGUUUGGAGGUGCAGGCUGCCGUGCCCAUUCCUCGGCCCUGCAUGGCUGCGAUGGCGCCCGCUCUGACUGACGCCCCAGCCGAAGCCCGUCACAUUCGCUUUAAACUUGCCUCUCCUUCGUCCAGCCUUUCACCAGGCAGCACAGAGAACAACAGCAACGCCAGCAACAUUCUCCUCUCUGACUCUGCCAGUAACCACAGCAACGGCAAGUGCCACGUCAACCCUGACGACGGACAGAACUUUGCCCACUACCACAGUAUCAAGGGUCAGGAGCAGAAUCCCCUGUCUAAAGCCCCAUCUCUGGGCAAACUGGCACCCUUCUUGUGCUCUGAUGUCACACCAGUGCCCUCCUCCAACAAGGUCAAGGAGUCGCUGAAGCUGCAAGGUGUCCUCAUCAAGCAGUCGGUGCUGAAGAGCCACGGCCUGCUGAGCGGCUCCAUAUUCCCUAGCGCUGCUGCGGGCAGCGACUUCCUGCUGCACAAGCGACACGCCCUUGAGCUGACUGGAGGACAACUGAAGAGUCUUGUCAACGGAGGAGGAGCUGGGAGUACCAUGGUGCCUGUUAAUGGAUUCUCCAAGAAAGUUGCCAUGCCCAGUGCCGCUGUAGCUGAGAAAGGCUCCAUCGCCACUGUUAAUGGAGACAGCAACCAGCCUUCUACCAAUGGAGAAGCUUUGUUAUCUGUGUCCUCAAAGUCUUUCGGUACCUUUACAACCAGUGGACAGAAUGGAGAUGUGAAGCCACAACAGAAUUUGACGCCUUGUGUUCAAGGUGUGUCAUCACAUAAGGAAAUGACUGCUUUGUCUGAAAGCCCAGAGGUUAAAGCAGAACCGGAGAUUCUUGUUGGAGGAUUGGUUGUUGAAACAAAUAGCAAUGAUAUCGCUAGUCAGCACGGCUUUCAAAAUGGUCCCUCGCCCCUCAGCUCUUCCCCAGUUCCUGAUGACACCUCCCUCCCGACCCCCAACUUGGAAGCUCUGUUCCGGGAUCGGGUUCAGCAAAGCCAACACAGGCAGACAGACAUUGAAGGCCGCCUGGUGCGUCUUCGUAAAUGCCUGCAAGUGGUGCAGGCCAAGCAGGUGGAGCGGCAUUUCAAACAGCAACUCUCUGGUUUUCUGGAUCGCACUCUGACCUCGUCAUCCGCAGGCUCUGGCCGAAGAGUGGAGAGGUCGUGGAGAAGAUCUCGUGCCUCUGCGGGUGCACGAGCUCAUAGUUUGGGCAGGUUUUUGAAAGGUGGCAGGGUGACCACAGAACUGGAGCAACUGCAUCUCAGCGGCACCACACAUUUGCACGUGGCAGAGACUCAGUUUGAUUCGGAUGCCACUGAGAGCAGCUCAGGUGGAGAGAGUGACAUCGAGGAGGAGGAGCUUGCCAGAGCAAAUAUUGACCAGUGUCAUAUUAAACUAUGGAGAAGAGCAGAGGCGCGGUUUGCACAGGAGAGAGCCUCAGUCAUUGGUCACUGGGCAUGGCUACAGACUCAGAUAUCAGAUCUGGAGUAUCGCAUCCGACAGCAGGUCGACAUCUACCGCCAACUCCGUGCCGGCAAGGGUCCUGUGGAGCUUGGAGACUCCUCCCCUUCCUGCCAGAGAACAAUUAACAUGGAGACUAAAGAGGAUGUCCUGACCACUCCGAUAUCCCAGAAUUCCACAGGAUCCCAGGCUCAUUUGACAGACAGAUUGGAGAACGGCAUCUCCAUUAGUAGCAUCGCAGAAAUGUCACACACAUGCUCUUCAAGUCCAGACAACAGUUUUACAGCUGCACGAACACGCCCGCUGGUCAGCUGCAGCAGACGUCGUCUUAUCCACCCUAACACUUUCCACAAUCUCAACGGCAAGAGAGUGUCUUUCUCACCUCCACCAAUCUGUGAUGUUAACUCCUCAUGUGUCAUGUGUGGGGGCGCUCAUCCCCUCUCCAAACCGGAUUUACCGUAUGAGCGCCCUCUGCUGGAGAGAGUUGCACAUCAAGACCGCAGCGUCCACCCUGUUCUGUCCAUGCAAUCAGAUGUGGCUCUGAGCGUACAGCUGCAAAAGGUCUUGAGGUCUCAUUGGCAGACUCGUCACUUUGAGAGGAUCAAACCGCUCAAGAAGAUCUCCCUGAAACAAAAGCUCUCCAUCACACCAUCAUCAUCGUCAUCCUUCCUCUCCAAACACAAAUUCAGGCUGUCAAACGCGCAUGCGGCCGCAGUCCGAUUGGCCCGUCACAAGAUCAGGUCAGAGAGGCUGCACCAGCAGCAGGCGGAAAGCAUCUUAUGUGUCCCAAAACCAGACACACUCACGCCCUGCAGGGGGGAUCAUGCACUGGACCGGAGUCACAGCAGGAAGAGGGUCCAUGAGCACUCUCUGGACAGAGCAGACUCACCAAAAGUGGUGAUGGACGCUGGCAGUCCUUGCCCGUCUCUGUCCGGCCUUCACUCCUCCAACACCAGUCCCCUGAGCAGACAGCUGUCCCUCCCCGCUGAGAGCAGCACUCCUCUCGGCAACAACGUGGUAUGUUCAAUAUCAUGUCCUUACAACAAAGUUGAAGGGAAUACACCAUGUAAUCACCUUUUUUUUCUCACUUGGAAUGAUGCAAUUUGUGGUUUUAAACAGCCCAUACGGAGAAGGAGAGGGGAGAGCCCGUUUGAUAUCAACAACAUUGUCAUUCCCAUGUCGGUGGCCGCCACAACUAGAGUUGAGAAACUACAGUACAAAGAAAUUCUCACACCCAGUUGGAGGGAAGUGGACAUUUGUGCCCAGCCGCUGGCAGAGGACGACGAUGAUAAUAACAUUCCGGUGGAGGACCUUUCAGAUGCUGUGUUCUCCAAACUACAUCAGUCAUAUGAGGAGCAUGAACGCUCUCGCUGGAGAUGGACUGCUCUUACGCCCGCCAAGAGGAGAGGCAGCAGGUCCUAUAAAUCCCUGGAUGGGCGAACGACACCAUCCAUAGCGGGAACGAACCCUUCCACGCCCCAGCCCUCGUCCCCAGACACAGGUCACUUCCACCUGCUGCAGGACUACGGGCCCGUGCCGUCCCCCCUGAGCCCACCCAGUCCCGACACACCUUGCUCCCGUGACGCACACACACCUUACACCAGAGACACACACAGACUGCCGUACAGCGAAGACACGUGUGGAUCCACUUCAGACUGCACCUUUGAGGAGAAGACGGUCCAGCCCUGGGAAUGUCGGAGUUUUCCCUUGCCUGAGGACCCGAUAGUGGAGUCAGAGACGGACAGAGAUCAGCUGAGCUUUCCUACAAGCCUCAGAGUCGCCCAUUGUAGGGUGGAGUCAGAGAGUGACGCCUCCUCACCAUGACUAUAAACCUGUUUAAGCCCACCCACCUACGGGAAUGACCUUAAAACCACACCUCCUAUGGCAUUAACUGAAAAUAGAACUUGUACUAAUCAAAACAAACAAAAAAACAUUCUGUCGGGUCUUCUGUUGUUUGAUAUUCAAACAUCAGCCAAUUAUUAUUUUCACAGUUUUUAGUGAAUAUUACAGAACAUAGAAAGCUAAACCUGUCUUUUCUCACAGAAGAAAAAUGUAAAUGAGAUGUAUGAAAGUUGUUUCCAUAAAUGUUCUCAUAGUCAGCUAAAUAUAUCAUUGGGGCUUAGUGUGGUAUUCUAACCUGUCAGGUGAACACUAUAUAGUGCACUGUGUAGCAGACAUAAAGAGGGCUUGACCAAAGGGUGCCUCUCUGCUGACUAGUUAUAUAUGUAUGCUUGUGUUGUGAAGUGACAAAAACCAAAACCUGACAGAAAUGCUUGCCCACAUUACUUACUCAUUUGAUAGUCAUGUAUUAAGCACCAACCAGAAAUAUUCUCCUCGGAUGAAAAGCACUUCACAGGGCGUCAAUAUCUUUAUACUUAAUCGCUUUCUCUCUCUGCUCACUCUUCCUCCACCCUCCCUUCAUUCUGUCUUUCCUUUUUAAAUAAUUUCUGACCAGCAUAUGGAGUAUAGCUAUGUUAAUGUUCAUGACAUCAUGUAUCACGUCGAAUGGAAUCUUCCUCUGUAAGCUUCCACCUGUUAAAGUCAAGCCUUUAGUAUGCAGCAUUUUAGCUCUUACACCUCAGCUCUUAAAUGUUUCAGACUAAUUCUGCGUCUUCUCUUGAUUGUACUUUGCUAUUCCUUUAAGGAGCCAGACAUUUCAAUCAGACCCGCCCUUCUCAGGUUAUAGUUCUAUGGAAACUUGUGUUGAUAAGAUGUCUUUUUCCUUUCAAUUUGUCAAUAUAUUUGACACUUUUUGUUUUGUUAUCCCAUAUUAGUGUUCUGAUUCAGCCCUGUUGCCCCUUUUGAAAAUCUACUUGCUAUGCAAACCAAUAUUGUUGUGGCCCUGUCCUUUUCUUUUUUGUACAAUCUUAAUGUCUUUCUCUUCAUAGCUACUUGAGACAGGUAUCAUUGUAAUUUGGACUGUUUCAGAAGUUAACCUAAAUCAUUUGCUGAAAAAAAGAAAAACAAAAAACCCCCUUUUGUAAAUAGUAUGAUUAAAAUCAAAUCAUCUCUCUCCAGUG